AUGGAUGUAGUCGACGCUGUUCUCCAGCGGCAAACCGUCACGCACCGCGGGGGGCCGGUUGAUUUCGAAAUCCCCGUGUCGGCCUAUCCUUGCAACUCCGGUCGGUUGCUCCUGAUUUCGCCGGGUUCUGGGGAGCUGAAGGACGGGCGCCACGAUCGCUGGCGCAAGCUGGCCCUUCACCUGCAGGAACUGGGGCUGUGCGCCACGGUAACCUACAACGCCCCGCGUCCCGAUUUCGAGGUGCAACUGGAAUGGGAAGCUUACUCCUAUCGGGGCGCGAGCUGGAACCGCAUCCUCAUAGAAAGCGUGUGCCACGUUGCUGAAUGGGCGCUGGACCGUUCGACCGGGCUUUGCGGCAGCGAGGCGCCCGCAAUAUGCAUGGCCGGGUUCUCGUCUGGAGGGUCGGCCGUCGGAGCUGUGGCAUACCGGUAUCCACUGGUAGAGCAACUGCUGUUGCUAUCGUCCUACGACAGCGUCGGAGACCCUUUCUACGAGGGAAUCUCCCUGUUCACCGGCGACAUAUUCAUGGGCUACGGCAGCCAGGACCCGCCUGCUGGGAUGCUGGCCUACGUGAUCAGCGUGGGGCCGCUGUCCGCCCGGUCAAUGGUGGGCCGUCCGGUGCCCGAUUGCGACCACCGGUUCAGCGGCGCCGACAACAGCCGCGCUUUGGUCAAAGCAGUCUACUGGGCCCUCGGGCACGAUGACAGCUUCCCCAACCCCGCGGGUGCCCCGCAGCUCUACGAAUAA
Messenger RNA from Geodia barretti, 747 nucleotides. Lineage: Eukaryota; Metazoa; Porifera; Demospongiae; Tetractinellida; Geodiidae. The record is from the annotation of a GenBank genome assembly.